GCUCGGGGUGGCGCCAUGUUACGGGGCUGCGGGCGCGGCGUGGUGGCAGCGCUGCGGGGCGCGGCGGGGAGCCGCCGGGCGAGCGGGCAGGAGCAGGAGCAGGAACAGGGCCCCGGGCCGGGGCGGCCGCUGGAGCCGUCGCUGCUGCGCUUCUUGGUGUGCCCGCUCUCCAAGCGGCCGCUGAGGUACGAGGAAUCGACUAACGAGCUCAUUAACGAGGAGCUGGGCAUCGCGUACCCCGUCAUCGAUGGCAUCCCGAACAUGAUCCCGGAGGCAGCCCGGAAGACGCAGAAGCGGCCCCCGGCAGAGGGCUCGGAGCAGCCGUGA
Messenger RNA from Lagopus muta (rock ptarmigan), 327 nucleotides. It is a transcript of the gene PYURF, whose product is annotated as PIGY upstream open reading frame. The transcript is spliced from 2 exons. The coding region runs from base 16 to 327 and encodes 103 amino acids. Lineage: Eukaryota; Metazoa; Chordata; Aves; Galliformes; Phasianidae. The record is from RefSeq and is a predicted model, not a curated record.